Molecule: messenger RNA, 844 nt
Organism: Papaver somniferum (opium poppy)
Lineage: Eukaryota; Viridiplantae; Streptophyta; Magnoliopsida; Ranunculales; Papaveraceae
Product: mitochondrial pyruvate carrier 1
Exons: 5
Coding region: 132-476 (114 amino acids)
Biological process (GO): pyruvate import into mitochondria
Cellular component (GO): mitochondrial inner membrane
Source: RefSeq, a predicted model, not a curated record
CUAACACUCUCUCUCAAAUUGUCUUCUUUCUUCUUUUUCUCUCUUCUUGUUGUAGCAGAAGAAGUGAGGUAGUGGAAGUAAGAGUUUGCAUACCAUCUGCGAAUUUGAAGGUGUGCAGGAUUUAGUAGCUAAUGGCGGCCUUUAAAGCGUUCUUGAAUAGCCCUGUGGGUCCUAAAACAACUCAUUUUUGGGGUCCUAUUGCCAACUGGGGAUUCGUUGCAGCUGGGUUAGUUGAUAUGCAAAAACCCCCAGAACUGAUAUCUGGCAACAUGACUGGAGCAAUGUGUGUCUAUUCGGGUUUGUUCAUGAGGUUCGCAUGGAUGGUACAGCCACGAAACUAUCUACUCCUAGCAUGUCAUGCCUCAAAUGAGACUGUCCAGCUCUAUCAAUUCUCGCGAUGGGCUAAAGCUCAAGGGUACUUGGAGAACAAAAAAGAUGAAGUUAAAAAACCAGAGGAAGCUAAAAAACCAGAGUGACUUGAACUAAAUCAGCCGGUUCUUGCUUGAAUUUGAUCAAAUGUUCUCAUUUUCUUCUACCUAGGGAUUUUGCAUUUAAUCUUCUCUUGGGUGCAACUAGUAAUGUUGAAGUUGACCUUGUAUUCUUGUUAAUUAAUUUGCUUAGCAAAAGAAUCGCAGCUGAGCAAACUUUUCUCCCAAUCUUUUAAUCUUCUAGAUCUUCUUGACGUUUACCAGCUCCAUCCUAAUAAAUUGUCAAUACUAUCAACCAAGCUGUGAAGUCUUUCUUUUUUUCUGCCUGCAAAAAAUCUAUUUGUAUUGAAACAAGGCACAAAAGAAAUGUGCUAAAAGAGCAUAUGAUAAGCUUUAUUUAUAUUUGUAUUUGUUUA